AUGCGCUCAUUCUUCCUCGUUGCCGCUCUUCCUUUCCUGGUCUCGGCCUGGAACGAGAACGUCCUCCUCGGCCGUGCAACCAGCGGCAACGCCACCCAGUGUGCCUCAGGCGAUAAAGUCUGUGGUGAAUUCUGCAUUCCCACCACCUAUACCUGCUGUCCCGAUCUGGAGGGUGGAUGUGCUGCCAACACUGAAUGUCAAAAGGGCGGCAACGGCGUCUACGGCUGCUGCCCGACCGGAAACACCUGCACUGGUGACGGUGGCUCUGAAUACCUAGACGAUGCAUCCUCAACCGACUCCUCCUCCACAUCAACCUCCUCAUCAGGGAGUGCCACAAAGACUGGGAGCUCCCUUAACGGCGUCGAUGCUCUUGUCCUGAACAAGGGUGUUGUUGCUGCUGCCGCCGCCGCCGGCUUCUUCUUCGGACUCUAG
Exophiala aquamarina CBS 119918 is the source of this 432-nucleotide messenger RNA. RefSeq lists its product as uncharacterized. The coding region runs from base 1 to 432 and encodes 143 amino acids. NCBI's taxonomy places the organism in Eukaryota, Fungi, Ascomycota, Eurotiomycetes, Chaetothyriales, Herpotrichiellaceae. The record is from RefSeq and is a predicted model, not a curated record. The transcript has a single exon.